AUGAAGGUCAUGGACAUUAGGGACAAAGUCACUAGGAAAUGGAAUGUAGGAAUUUCAAGAAAUAUGGAUUUUAGGGCAAGAGCAAUGGCAAAAGAUAAGGUUGAAGGGUCAUUCAAAGAUCAAUAUACAAGACUUCAUGAUUAUGGUCAUGAGCUGCUGAAAACAAAUCCAGGUACAACAGUACAAAUUAAAGUUGAUAACAUUAAUGGUGAGGUCAUAUUCCAAAGAUUUUAUGCAUGCUUGAAGGCAUGCAAGGAUAGCUUCAUUUGUUGUAGACCUAUUAUUGGCUUGGAUGGAUGCUUUUUGAAAGGUAAGUAUGGAGGGGAGUUACUAACAGCAGUGGGAAGAGAUGAAAUUGGCCAAAUGUUGCCCAUAGCAUAUGCUGUUGUUGAGAGUCUUUUGCCAGCUAUCCAAGAUCUUAUACCUGGUGUAGAACAAAGAUUUUGUGUUAGGCAUUUAUAUUCAAACUUCAGAAAAACAUUUCCUGGAAAAAACCUUAAACAUCUCAUGUGGAGGGCAGCAACAGCCACACACCCACAACAAUGGGAGGCUGAAAUGAGGAAUAUUAAAGACAUCAAUUUAGACGCAUUUAAAUAUCUCCUUACCAUCCCACCUAGAUUCACCUCUAGAUCACAAUGUGACACUCUUGUCAACAACAUGUGUGAGGGCUUUAAUAGUGUGCUAGUUGAUAGUAGGUCUAAGCCUAUUAUUAGCAUGUUAGAAGACAUAAGGGUUUACAUAAUGAAGAGAUGGGCUGCCAACAGGACAAAGAUGACAUCAUAUCAAGGUUCAAUCUGCCCCAAGGUUUUUAACAGAUUUCAGAAUGAGUCCUGGUUAACUAGAUAUUGGUUACCAAGAAAAUGGGCAAUUACUGGCAUUCUGUAUACUCAUGCCAUCACUGCAAUGAAAUUUUUGAAUAUAAAUGCAGAAGAAUACAUUGGGCACUGGUUUAGAAAUUCUACCUAUGAAGAGACUUACAACACAAUAAUUAACCCUAUCAAUGAACAACAUGUCUGGGAUGUUACACCCUAUUCAGAUAUAUUACCAUCAAAGAAGAGGGUAAUGCCAAGAAGGCCCAAGAAGAAACGAAGAUUAGAGGAUUGGGAGUUGAAGAAGAAUAACAGUGAAUUAAGAAAGGGUGGGCAGAAGAAAAGAUGUGCCAUGUGCAAAGAACUUGGACACAACAGAAAAGGUUGUCCACAAAGACCUCCAACAGUAGAGGUUCCUACUGCCCAAUCUGUAGAAGUCACCCAACCUCCACCAACAAAUGUUCCAAUAACUCAAGAGUCACCAAACAACUAUGCCUUUAUCUGA
Molecule: messenger RNA, 1314 nt
Organism: Vigna angularis (adzuki bean)
Lineage: Eukaryota; Viridiplantae; Streptophyta; Magnoliopsida; Fabales; Fabaceae
Exons: 4
Coding region: 1-1314 (437 amino acids)
Molecular function (GO): nucleic acid binding; zinc ion binding
Source: RefSeq, a predicted model, not a curated record